Molecule: messenger RNA, 3277 nt
Organism: Anolis sagrei ordinatus
Lineage: Eukaryota; Metazoa; Chordata; Lepidosauria; Squamata; Anolidae
Gene: DKK3
Product: dickkopf WNT signaling pathway inhibitor 3
Biological process (GO): negative regulation of canonical Wnt signaling pathway; multicellular organism development
Cellular component (GO): extracellular region
Molecular function (GO): receptor antagonist activity; co-receptor binding
Source: RefSeq, a predicted model, not a curated record
CUGCUCCCUCCCUCCCUCCCUCCCCAUCCCUGUCCCUGUCCGGUGCUCCGUCGUGGCCCGUGCUUGGUCUUCUCCGCUCAGCUCAGGAAGAAGUCCCUGCUUUGCGUGGGGGGGCCGAGCGAGGACUGAAGAGGUGUCUCUCCCCCACUCCCCUCAAACGCGUUUGGAAGGGACUCAAUUUUGAAGAUGUUCCAAUUUGGCUCAAGACUCCUGUUCCUGCCCAUCCUUCUUGGAGUGGUGAAUGCUGCUCCUGCUUUGGAAGGUGAUGGAGAAGAGCAGCCAAAUGAAGAGAUUGUCGUAACCUUUCCCAGGGAUGAAGCCAGUCUGAAUGAAAUGUUCCGUGAAGUAGAGGAGCUGAUGGAGGAUACUCAGUAUAAGCUGAGCAAUGCCGUCAAAGAGAUGGAGGCAGAGGAAGAAGGCAGUAAAAGGCUAGCAGAAAUUGAUUUUGAGAAGUUGCCUGCAAACUACCACAAUGACUCCCACAGAGAUACAAAAAUUGGAAAUAAAACUAUACAUACUCACCAAAAAAUUGAUAAGGCAACUGAUGAUAAAACAGGAUCUACGAGCUAUUCAGAAACAGUUAUUACAUCAAUACAAGAAGGAGAUAACAAGAAGAAUCAUGAAUGCAUUAUUGACGAGGACUGUGUAACUGGAAAAUACUGUGAAUUCUCAGGUUUAGAGUACAAAUGUCGUGACUGCAAAAUUGAGCACAAACGUUGUUCUCGAGAUGUGGAGUGUUGUGGGCACCAACUCUGUGUCUGGGGAGAGUGCAUGAAAACUGCUUCUAGAGGAGAAAAUGGAACAAUUUGUGAAAACCAGCAUGACUGCAAUCCUGGAAUGUGUUGUGCAUUCUCAAAAGAUCUUCUGUUCCCUGUGUGCACUCCACUAGCUGGAGAGAGAGAGCCUUGCUAUGACCCUUCAAACAUGCUUCUUAACCUUAUUACCUGGGAGCUAGAGCCGGAUGGAGCCCUUGAUCGUUGUCCGUGUUCCCAUGGAUUCAUCUGUCAGGUUCAGAGUCUUAGCAGUGAUUCUCUUUGUGAACGUUCCUUUAACAAGACCCAAACUGAGGAUGAGAAGCUUUUGGUAGACGAUGAAACAUCACUUCUGGAUUUUAUAUCUGAAGACAUUCCUGGUGACUAUGGAGCAAGACUGAUCAAAGAAGUGCAGGAAGGCUUGGAGGAAGAAGCAGUUGACUCAAAGGAAUUGGAUAUCGCCAGUGACCUGCUUUUUGGAGAUGAAAUAUAAAUUAAUGAAGUAAAUUAAUUUGUCGUUUACACAUUUUCAGCCAAGGUGAUUUAUUGUUUUAUAUUUUCAAACAAGCCACACAUACCACCAUUUUUCUGUGUUGGAUAGAAGUGCAAUAAUUGAGAAUAUAUUUUACAUAGUUAUCAUCUCUGUCCUGCAUGAUCAGAUGUUUCUUUUUCUUACCAAUCCAAACCAAAUUAUGCACCAAAGCAUCAAGCACUUGCUUUGGGUUUUUUUUAACAGAAAAAGACUGGAAUUAUGUGUCAUUGUAUGCUUAACCAAUUACUGAACCAAGUAACAUGUGGUUUAGCACUCCAAAACCUGACAGAGACAUAAUUCAACUAUUCACAAGUUGCCUGUAGAAUGGCUCUUCUGUUUCCCAUGCAGCUGAUGACUGAAAAGUAAGUUGGUGAGCAAACUAAGAUUGUGACUAUAGUGUCAAAAUUGUGACAAAAUAGUUGUAACCCCCCUCCUCCCAGCCUAUUUAAUGGGCAUCAGCUGCAUGAAGAGAAACAGGGCCAUCUCCCUAACAAUCGGAACAUGGUGGCAUUUUUCUUCUAGUCAUGUUUUUUUAGGAAUGGGCCUGGAUAAUUUACCUUCAGUAGUUAAAUACAAGGCGAUGCAGGAUUCUGGCCAAAUUCUUGAGCAUUAAACUUGCCAAUCAAGAUAUUAAAUUUAUUUAAGAUUAUUGGUCAUGGUUUGAGUUCAACAUUUUCUGUAUAUUUUGAUUGUUCUUUUUCUAACAAAAAUCACAGGAGGAACCUUGAUUUUCUGUUCUAAUUAUGUAUUCUUUUCUUUUAAAAUAUGUGUGGACUUGCAAUAAAUACCAUAGUUGUGUUGUAGUUUUUAAUAGCAUCUAUAGAACUUAAGGCGUUCAGGUGAACUUGAGAUUGACUUGGGAGUUUCUUCCCUUUGAGAAAUGCCGGUAAUGUAAUGGUGCCCCUGACAAGGCUGGUCAAGCAGUAUUGGGUCCUUUUAUUUUACAAUGGCCUGGAAUCUGAUAUUAUCCCAAUAUGGAUCUGGAUUCCUCAAAAUAUGGGAGAGUCUUUAUACAACUUAGGAGCUCUAGUUGCUGGAGAUACUUAAAUGUGGAAGUUUGCCUUCAUUCUCACAAAAAAAUACAAUUUGAAAUUCCAUGUCAUACUACAGACCAUCAUGUAACCAAAGACAGUGUGAGCCAAGUAGCAUAUUCCAAUUUCCCUCCUUUGCUCAUUCCAGAGAACAUCUUCAAGAUUGAGAUAUACUAAUCUACCCAGAUAGAUGGUUAAAGUGUUUUCAGUAUGUGGUGUUGGCUGCACAGUUCAGACUGCUCACCUUUGGGAACAGCACAGAAUACUUGAAUUUAUCCUACUUUGUAGGAAUGCGGAGUAACCAGUGGAAAAUUGCUGGUACUUAGGGGCAAUGGAAAUUAUGUUGAAUAAUCUAUUCUUGUGUCUGUCACACACACGGUUAUAGGUUGGCUGCAUCUGCAAGCAACUAUUCAUAUUUUCUAAAGGAAUUAACAUUCCUUUCUACUUCUGAUAUUUUCAAAAUGUUAUUGCCUUGCUUUUGUCUGUCAGAAGGACUGGGUCUACCCUAUCCAAUCUGUCAUCGAUCCACUCUGUGCUGCAUGCAAAUCUACCAUUUGCCAAAAUAUACAAUCCUGUGCUUUUCUUUUCCAUUUCUGGUUGAAUAGCUUAACCAUUGUUUCAUCUCAUGUGGUCUCUUGGUAUCCAGUUCAUUAAUCAAUAUGUCCAUCUUUUGUUCAUGCUAUAUGCCCUCCCCAUCUUCUUUUUGCCACAUAGAUUUCACUGACCAUGUCACAUACCCUGGUUCUUUGACACAACUCUAUUGCUGACUUUAUCUCUUGUCAUUCCACACAGCCUUCUUUGCAUUGCUCUCUGGGUCACCACCUGUUUUUCCUCCUCUAACUUGUUUCAGAUUAUGUAACAUUGCCAGUAAAGCUGUACUGUUGAAGAUACCUGCUCUGACCUUCAUUGGCAGCUUAUCAUGUUAGCACUGUUUGGUUUCUAUUAAAAGCUGUCCAAGCUGC